AUGAUAAAUACUGGGAAACUUGCCGGAAAAACACUUUUUAUUACUGGAGGUAGUCGAGGAAUAGGUAAAGCAAUAGCUUUAAAAGCAGCCAAAGAUGGAGCAAAUGUUGUCAUUGCAGCUAAAACUGCUGAUCCUCAUCCUAAAUUACCAGGAACUAUCUAUUCUGCUGCAAAAGAAAUUGAAGCAGCUGGUGGCAAAGCAUUACCAUGCGUUGUUGAUGUAAGAGUUGAAGAACAAGUACAGGCUGCUGUAGAUAACGCUGUCAAAACUUUUGGAGGCAUUGAUAUUCUUAUUAACAACGCAAGUGCCAUUUCAUUAACUGGCACAUUAGAUACUGAUAUGAAGCGAUAUGAUUUGAUGCAUAACAUAAAUACCAGAGGUACAUUUCUCACUUCGAAAAUAUGUAUACCUCACCUCAUGAAAAGCAAAAACCCACACAUCCUUAACCUCAGCCCUCCACUUAACCUGAAUCCGUUGUGGUUCAGAAUCCAUGUUGGCUAUACUAUGGCGAAGUAUGGUAUGUCUAUGUGUGUUCUUGGAAUGGCAGAGGAGUUCAAAGAUGAAGGAAUUGCUGUCAAUGCUCUUUGGCCCCGAACAGCAAUCCAGACAGCUGCUAUAGAGAUGCUGAUGGGCGAGGAAUCCAAAGAAGCUUCCCGCAAACCAGAGAUCAUGGCUGAUGCUGCUUAUGCAAUCAUCACAAAGGACUCACGAAGCACGACAGGACAGUUUUUUAUUGAUGAUGAAGUACUUUUAAAUGAAGGGCUCACUGUGAAACAGAUUGAAGAAUAUUCUACCAUUCCAGGAACUAAAGAAUUCACUCCUGAUUUCUUCCUUGAUUUUAACACUGAAGGUGAACUACUUAAAGUAAAAGAUCUGCUCGAUAAAUAUCCUAAGAAGAGAAAUAUGUCAACCUCUGCACAUCAAAGCAAGUUGUGA
Molecule: messenger RNA, 936 nt
Organism: Nezara viridula (southern green stink bug)
Lineage: Eukaryota; Metazoa; Arthropoda; Insecta; Hemiptera; Pentatomidae
Source: the annotation of a GenBank genome assembly